Vollenhovia emeryi is the source of this 1177-nucleotide messenger RNA. RefSeq lists its product as uncharacterized. The record is from RefSeq and is a predicted model, not a curated record. The transcript has 4 exons. Lineage: Eukaryota; Metazoa; Arthropoda; Insecta; Hymenoptera; Formicidae. Bases 228 to 833 code for a protein of 201 amino acids.
UUGUUUGACAGUGGUUAGCCUUGAAACAUCAUAGUCGCCGUUACAUCGGCUCAGUAUAAUUGCGCGUACGCAUUCGAGAGAAUCUAAGACCGUCUUUCUCAAGUUCACCAGUUGCCGCUUGUUAACACGUGUGCGAUAUUCCUACAUCUUUUCUCUUUUGCAAGAAGAGGACGGCGCGUUGCUAAGAAUCCUUUCCCAGCGGCUCGAUCUCGUGUCCAGUAGUGAGGAUGAAGUAUCUGUACAUCGGUUUUGCGCUUCUCGCAUUUAACUGUGUGACAUGGGGACAGGACGUAUCGUAUCCAACCGACGAGGAAACCUCCCACGUCAGCGGCGGAAACUCUACGACGAUAGAGGACCGUAUACCCGUAUCGGAACCGGACAGUUGCCCGAAAGACAUGCUUCGCUACCCAGGAGAUGGCGGAAAGGAUAGCUGGGUGUGCGAUUGUAGGCCUCGAUUCUUGUACUUCCCGUUGAACGACUCUUGCUACGAAGCCUAUAGACAAGGCCCCUGUCCGCCGAAAAACUAUGUCGUUCUUCCUGAAGACGAGGCGGUUCCCCGUUGCGUCGAGAAUCCUUGCUCGGUAGACGGCGAGGUGCAGUUUAACGAUACAUGCUAUCCUCUUAGAACCAGAGGCGGUCCAUGCGCGCCCGACGGAGUAAUAGGCGUGAACGAAACUACUUUCGAAUUGGAGUGCGUAGAGGCAAGCAUUGCGCCUUUUAUAAUAAUCGAGCUUCCCACACGAGUAUGUCCGCCAGGCAGCAAGAGAAGCACACUCGGAGCAUGCAAGAAAGUUCUUAGACUUAGUAAAGUACGUCAGGCUGCAUCAGGAUAACUUCGGUAUAUGUAUUUUGUAAUUUAUAUAUAUACAAAAUUACAGGCGCGCUUGUUAAUAAAAUAUAAUGGAUACACUUAAAGAGCAUUAAAUAACAAAAGCGUCACGUAACAAAUAUCUCUUGUAUCGUAUUCUUAAGCCUAACAAUCUGGUAGCCCAUGUUAUAAAUUGCCUAUACACGCACGUACAUACAGUGCUACGUAUGUAUGUAUACCUAACAGAAACGAAAAAAUAUAUAAAAAAAAGCAUUUAUUAACUCUGAUUACUUAUUACAAUUAUAUGCUUGUAUCAGUUCAUUAUAUAUUUGGUUUAUAAAUAUAUUGUAAUAUAUACAUUGUUAACAC